UCGGUGUCGGUGUGCUAGAGUGUCUCUGCUCUGCUCGGUGUUCUCUGGCUUAUCGGCCUCGAAAUUGUGUCGACCACCGCACCGCGUGCUCUACGGUCAGACGUUCAGAAGGGAGUGUCUGCUCGUGUGCGCCUGUGUCUGUGAGUGUGUUCGUGAGGAGGUCCUUGAAGGGGUCAAGAAGAUUGAUGAAAAGUCUGUCAGACGUUACGCUAUGCAGCACGAAGGCGACGACGACGACAGACGAGAAGUGAGACAACAACCAAAGAAACACAUUACAAACCCCGUAAAACGGCUCUAGACAGCCCCCAGUCUGUCCGGGACGGUGACGACGACGACGACCACCUGCGGCCAUCAGUAGCCCUCCACGCACACCGGAAGUGGUGCGGAAGUGAUUUAUCUCAUCUGCAAGGACACUAGCGCUGCGAGCACACAGCACCGAGGCAGAGUGUGAAGUGAAGUGUGGACCAUUCCUCGCAGCAGCAGCAGCAUCCCUUGUGCCAUUACGUGGUGUGACCUCCUGGCGCGGUAGUGGUGACGACGUGCUACUGACCGCUGCAUUCCCGUUUUCCUUCGACUGUUCGUGAAUCUCAUUCCGUUUGCGUCGCGUUUCCAGAAUCUCUCGGUUUGAUGCGUGAAAGGUUCGUGCGGUCGUGUGCGUGUUUUAAGUGUUGUUUGUGUGCGGAAAAGGAGCAUCCAGGAGCUUAAGUGUGUACCCCUAGGAGGGGGAAGGGUGGAGUGAUUGUGUUCGGUGGGUGAGCGCGUGUCUGUGUGCGUGAGGUGUACGUGCGAUGGAAUUGAGCAACGGCGCCGUGAGCAGCAACCCUCCACGAACCAGUUUAUUGAGGGAAUAGCUCACCUUCUCGGCACCCAAGGGAGACAAGACACGUCAAAUUACCAUAGAGAGGGCUGCGAGACAGACAGAGAGGGAGAGAGAGAGUGAUAAAGAGAGACAUGUUAAUUAACGUCGGCAAAUCGGUAGAAUCAAUUACUUGCUAAGACCGGCUUACCAUCGGGCACCGGGGAGGCGGUGGCUCCUUGGUCCAAAUCGAAGGAAGUCGAGGACGGAAAUCACUGUUCCUGCGCUGGAUCCGGCGCUCUGAAAAGCCCCGGCGAUUGAUUAAUCGUUAACAAACAGCGGACUCCAGAGUAUCGCAUCACAAUGGCAUCCACCAUGACCACUUAUCGCCAUCUCUCGUUGGUCGCGCUGCUGGUGUUGUGCCUCGUAACGAGUCCAACCGAAAGCCGGUACCGGGAGAAGGACGCCAAGAAGGGUAAAGGAGCGACAGCGUCACAACAGCAGCAACAGCAUCACAAUAUGCCACCGAUGGUGAUUCCAUCGCCACUGAUGAACCUGUGCUCGGGCGAUCGAGAGAUGAAGCUGGUGUGCCACUGUUCACCGGACGAUCCGCACGUUAAGGCACAGAAAGCGAACUGUUGGAUCUUUAGCAAAGAGCUACCACGGAAGGACGCCAACUGGCUCGCUUUCCAGACGCAGUCAACGCUCGAGCAGCUCAAGAUUACGGUGCAGAAGAUCGGCAACCUGGCGUACAUACCGUCCGAUGUGCUGCACACGCUCAAGUACCUCCGGCAGCUGACGAUCGAGUACGGUGUGAUACCGGACCUGCAGAACUAUGCGUUCGGUAAUUUGACGGAACUGCGCAACGUGACGCUGCACAAGAACCAGAUCCGGUUGGUGCAUCCGUUUGCGUUCGCCAACCAUCCCCAUCUGGAGGAGAUAAAUCUCGAGAGGAAUGAGAUCCUCGAGCUGGACAAGGAAGCGCUGGUGCAUUUGCCCGCUCUGCGAAAGCUUAAUCUCGAUUUCAACAAUCUGACGAUGCUGCAUGACGAUGUGUUUGUGUUUUUGACGGGGCUGGAUGAGUUGAAGCUCGAAUCGAAUCAGAUCAGCGUACUGACGCGUGAGAUUUUUAAGGGUUUGGGUAAUCUACGGAUACUGAAGCUGACCGCCAACAGUCUCAGCUUCAUCGGUGAUACGAUCUUUGCGGAGUUGUGGAGUCUUCAGGAGCUCGAUCUUGACCACAACCAGAUAGAGAAACUGUCAGCCCGAGCGUUCGAUGGGCUGAACAAUCUGCGGAAGCUAAACCUCGAGAACAAUCGGUUGAAGCGGUUGGAACGGGGCAUCUUUACCGGCGUACCGGCGGUGCUUAACCUCAAUCUCAACUCCAAUCAGCUGGAAACGAUUACCUACAACAACUUCCUGCCACUGAUGGACAACCUCGUCAACAGUACGGCCAUUCUUCAUCUCAAAGACAACCGGUUCAUCUGCGACUGUCGACUGCUGUGGCUGUUCGAUCUGCGCAACAGCACGAAGAACGAUGUGCUGCGGCAGGCACUCCAGCAGAUCGAAUGUUUGCACGACUUUAAGGGAACUUCCCUCAUCUACGGUGGUCCAGUGCCACCGCCAGCACCACCGAACCAGCUGCUGCCGAACCAUCUAAAGGACUACGGUCGCGGCCCACCACACGAGCUGAUCAUCGACAAUGAUUACUACGACGAGACGGGUGGCCAUCAUCGGCCACCGAAGCCUAGUGUGACCAUUCAGAAAAAGUUCAGUUCGUCCCGAUCGGCAGGUGAUGGUGGAAGUGUGGCCGCUGCUGCCGGUGCUGGUGACAAGGCGACCGAAGCUGUUCUACAGACGGUGAAGCUGAUGAGCUUGCGAAAGGACACGAUCCUGCCUUGCCCCAAGGAGCUAGACGAACCGACCGAGCUGCCACUGUCCCGGGAAUCCAUCGGACUCGAUAUGGGUUGGCGAUCGUCGGUGACGGCCACGAGUGCCGCUGCCAGAUCGGACCGGUUUCCUGGCGGGAUGAUGCUACUCGGUCUAAUCUUUGGUAGUGUCCUUCCCCAGUUCACAUCCUACGUCCGAUCGCUGGCGGUAUGUUAGUGGUAUUCCGACGACAGGUGCUUCACCAGUGCUCUACACUCUAGUUCCGUUCGCAAAAUUUCAAGAUAAGAAGCUGACUCACUGAUUGUGUCCAAGACAAGGUAAACAUCCGCUAUUCCGUUACUAAACCGCGUUACCGUUAGGUUUCCAUUUGUUUCCUCAUCGUGAGCCACUGGAGCUGUUGAGAGUCUGUUGUGGAGGAGCACUAAUACUACUACUAAUACUACCAGACAAGCCGCCCGGGGGAUAUUUGAUCCUUUGGGGGCGAGUUGACGAUUGUAAAUAAUUAUCAUUUAUCAAUUACUGCGAUGGCUGAGGCUGAGGCCGAGGAAACAAAGGAAAUUCAAAGUAGAUAAAUAAAAAUCAUCUAGAGGGAAAAACGAAUUUACAAAAAACAAAACAAAACCAAACAUACAGAAUGGCACCCAGCAAACAAAAAUUAUGAUCGAGAUGUGCAUGUGUCGAACCCCACAAGUCCCUCCCACAAUUUACCGCUAAUUUAGGUGGUCACGCAGCUCACCAGAAGCGAGCCCCUCAGAGCACAUUGCGCUCUGUCCUGUAAAUAGACACAAGUAUUUGAGCGUAAAGGGGACGGGAACUACAGCACACAAAAAGCUCUUAGCACAAUGAAACUGUCCGAUUGACCAGAUGUGUGGCAUGCCACGCACGCACACAUACACAAAGACCCCGUCCUUCGAACAACUACUCGAUGUAAAUAUCCAACACGAACGCGAACUGACCUGGCGGAUCGAAGGGAUGCAAUCCACUCUAUCCACGUUGUCCACUCAAUCAUUCAUGCGCUCCGUACAUCAUUGUCCAACCAACCAUCUAGCGAAUGACGACACCUCCGGUGGAACCUUCUGUGAGUGGUGUUAAGCUGUUGGUGCAACCAUUUUACAAUCCAACUGAAAGCCAAGCCGGAGAAGGAUUUGUCACUGGGCUCACUCGCGUCCCCCUGGAGCUAGCUGGAAAUGUGAUUAUCAGAAAGUAGAAGGAGCGUAAACAGGGACUCUGGGACGUUUUUUUUAUCGUCCACCAGUAAACUGGCAAAUGGUUUAUGCUUCUCCAGCAUCGCUCUCUCUCUCUCUUCUGCUCCUUUCAGCUGAUGCAUUAGCAUUCCAGCUUGUAGCCAUUUCGCUGUUUAACAUCAUUUUACAUUUUCUCGCUCUCUCCCUUUCCCUCACUCCAACCCCUUUUUGAGGGCCCUCGGUACCGUUGACAAGGGUGCCACAAGAAACAACCACCCGGCCCAGGGGCGUUCCUUGUGGCUUGUACUGAGAGAACUUUUGAUUUCCGAGCAAAUCGUUAGCUAAGCUAUUUGAUUAAUUAAACACACAUGCCACCAGUGAGCGACACUCUCGCAGUUACUUCGCACGAAAUGGAGCUCCCGAAAUGGGUUACCCGGAAGUGCCUCUUUGGCAGCUCAUCAACCCCUGUCCCAACCCCAGAUGAGGGGGUUCGCGACAUGAAAUUAACUUUUUCCCUGCAUCCCCCGUCCUUAUGGCCGUUAACCCAUGUUCACUGCUCCGGUACUCAUGCUCUGACGUGCUGCUGUUGCUGGAGCUAGGGAUGGAGCUGGAAAACAUCCAUUUCCACCCCUGCCGACGGGGGGAGAGGGGGGACCGACAACGAAUCAUGUCAUCAAAAACCGUAAUUUACAUGCUCGCGCCCGGUGACGACCCAAAAGUGGCGCACACCAUUAUGUGCACCGUCGACACCGUCGGCGCUUGCCCCACGGAAAUCCGGACGAGUCCGGGGCGUAUGCAACAACACACACCAGUCCCCCUUGCUGCUGGUCGUAGUGAAUGAUCGCGGAGCCUUCAUCGUGUAGGCGCUACCAUAAUAAAAAAAAAAAAACUGGAGCCCCCCCGGAUCCGGUGCCUGGGCGAAAGAAGGCCCAAGAAAACGGGCCCAGCCACCCCUCGGCAUGUUCAACAGACUUCCGGAAGGCAGCCGGUUGCGCUCGCUCGCUGUUAAUAAAAUAACGAAGUACGUAAGCGCGCACACGUUUAACUGCAUCGUAAAAAGUGUAAAACGAGAAAACAUAAACCAACCACCCAGCACCCCUUCAUCCCCUGGUAGAGUUCUUCCUUUUCCCAGUUUGCUAGACGCGCGGCAAAGACUGAAGACCGAAACGUUGGGCGCCUUGGUGGCCAGCGAUUGCAUAAAGCAGAUGAAAAGGCUUGCACGCUCGAUGUGAACACCGUGUUGAAGGCACGGGUGAAUGUGUGCGCCUGGAGUCACCCUCAAACCACCUCCUUGGUUAUGUGAUCGAUACUUAUUUGGAAGCAUCUCCAUUUGCGUGUGCGAAAGUGAGUGUUAAUCUAAAGAAGCAAAAGAGAGAGAGAGAGAAGAGGAGGGCACCCUGGGAGUGUCUUCAUUAGCGAGACGUUCCUCCAUCCGUUUCCUUCCUGCGCUGGCUGGUGUGAAUCUGCGGGCCUCGGCAAAAAGUACCGGAAAGAAAAUUAAUAUUUAAUGUACGCCACGCACCCUAGCGGCAGGAUGUUACUCUCGCUGCUGCUGCUGCUGCUGAUGCUGCGGAACUUGGGAACUUGAACGAACUUUUGCCAGCCAAGUCGAGGCCUAGAAGAGCAAAAGAAAGAAAGAGAGAGAGAGAGAGAGAGAGAGAGAGAGAGAGAGAGAGGAGAAAAAGGAGAUAAGGAAAUGGCCUGGUGGGGGGAAAGGUGGCACCACAAUCAACCGCGUGCGUGGUGGUGCAUUUCCCGCUGGGAAAAUGGGAAGUUGAUUUGCCCGUUUCCGGUUUUAGGAUACACAAUCAAGUUAAGGGCGCAUCCCGCGCGUUCUGAUUCCCUUCGGUGUGGCCCCAGUGUGCGCGAGGCACUAAAAAUUCACCACCUCUCCCUUCCUUUCCCUGUUUAUUCCGCAGCCCUGUUUUCCAGGCGCGCAGCAGUCUUUGGGACCGCUCGGCGUAAUUGCUUCAACAGCCCGAGACCGAGACCGAGAAGUAGACGAUCGAGUAAAAACGAAUGAAAAGAAAAUACCGGAGGAGUAAGAGAGACAGAGAGAGAGAAUGAGAGGAAUGGAUGGCAGUGGCAGUGAACAUAAAACUAGCGCACCCAAUUAGUAGUCGAGAGUGUAAUCUGCGUAAUUGAGUGUAAUCACAUUACGCCAGGGAGUUUGCCUGCCAGCCAGCCAGCCAUCCGGCCAUCCGACCAUGCCAGUAACGCGGAACCGAACCUAAGCCCUCGGACUAUUGGCAGACGAUUGGCGUUGUUCCUUGCGCCGGUGCGGUCUGAGAUCGGUUUCGGUUUUCUUUUCGGGCUGCCACGGGAAACUUUUCCCAGCCCAGACUUGGGCAACAGGGAUUUCCAAGGGGUGGUGAGGGAACCUAGGGAGACCUCCCAAAGUUCAAGUAACGAAGAUUUACGAGCCCUAAGGUCGCCUCGAACCGGGAGGUGAAUCUCACGCUCUCUAUCUCGCCGUGGCUCCAUUUUACUUUCUGUGUGUCCUUGGGAGUGGACCGGAUGCGGCUGGGAUUCUUGGCAGUGUGUGAUGAUGAAUAUGGUUCCAUGAGAGAGACCCUCCGCCGAAAUGGGAAACCCGGCGAACCGACAAUUCCAGAUCGAAACCGGAUCGAAGGUCGUCCGGUCGGUCGGGAUGAUAUAUAAUUAAAGGACAUUCUUGCCAGAUGGUCGAAGUGUAUGUGUGUGCGUGCGCGUGUAGGUGUGUCAGCAUCUUCACAGAGUUUAUAAGAUUAUCAAAAAAACAGGCAACAAAAUGGAAAACCAGCCUCCACGUCCAUCAUUUUCCCUAGUCCGCUCGUCGCUUUAAGAAUCUCGUACCACAACCACCAAGCUUUCUCUUCUGUACAUACUGUAUAAAUGUGAUUCUAGAUGUGCGCCCCAAUACCCCGCCUCCGCACCCAGUAAUAUGCCAUCCCCUCGGCCCAUUUAGAGAAGAUCCUCGGUUAAAGAAAAAUGAGAAAAUCUUCGGUUAAAGAUAGGUAACAGCCGGGGAGGGGAAGCAUGGCACUAGAACGAUCGAUCGAUCGAAGAUUGGAGCUUACAACCGAUCGGCUGCUGCAGGUUGGUGCGCUAAGGCAGGCCAACAGAACUUACAGAGAACAGAGAACAUCAACCAAACACCUUCGUUCCACCAUUAUGUCCUCGAAGAAAAAUAAGAAACACAAACAAUCGAAUUACACAUUCACACACGGGGAGAAAUCGUGCUCGCGAUAAGGUGCGGUGGGCUAAGAGGGGGAAUCAGAAAUUCAUCAACCGAGAAGCCUGCUGGAUCGAUUCAGAGGGCUCGCGAAUCCCGAUUCUAGGACCUUCUCCUCGUAAAAAAACUCAUUUCCCCGAUGAGCCAUUAACAAAGAAAAUUAAUGAAAAUACGCGCCAAAGAUUUAUGUGAAGAUAAAACAGAGAGAGAGAGAGAGAGAGAGAGAGAGAGAGAGAGAGAGACCGAGAGAGAGAGAUAAAAAGAGAAAGAAUGAUGUCACAAUCACACAAGCAGCCAUAUGAGAAAAAUAAAUCGUAACUGCGACAAGUAGGCCAUGGCACAGGAUCGUAGGCGAAGGCACAACAUGGCGGUCAUGGUGGUCUGGAAAUGAACUUGUACAUUUUUUUAUGCUUCAAAGAUGUCCUUAAUUCGAGUAAGUUUAGUACACUAACGGAAC
Anopheles aquasalis is the source of this 7541-nucleotide messenger RNA. Its product is annotated as connectin-like. The record is from RefSeq and is a predicted model, not a curated record. Gene Ontology annotation, molecular function: protein binding. NCBI's taxonomy places the organism in Eukaryota, Metazoa, Arthropoda, Insecta, Diptera, Culicidae.